Thermothelomyces thermophilus ATCC 42464 is the source of this 1758-nucleotide messenger RNA. RefSeq lists its product as uncharacterized. The transcript is spliced from 2 exons. The record is from RefSeq and is a predicted model, not a curated record. Bases 186 to 1751 code for a protein of 521 amino acids. Lineage: Eukaryota; Fungi; Ascomycota; Sordariomycetes; Sordariales; Chaetomiaceae.
UUCAUUGGAUCGUCUCUGAUGCACCCGAACCGCGCUGUUGUCCACUUGUUGGGCCCCAAAUCGGAGCAGGGCGACAACCCCACCCUUUCCGGCCCCCAACACCAACAUGUUCAGACGAUAGGGCUCACCGAUGUUGAUAUACCCUUCAUGCUGGUUGUUUAUGCGUUCUGAAGGACCAGGAAAAUAUGAGUCUCUUCCAAGAUCUUCCGCCGCCGUCGUCCAAAGGAUUGGGUCUCUUUGGCGACGAGGGCCAUCCUGACAAGACGACUUUGGAAUGGGCUCUAAACCUAAGCGUAUUCACCUCCCGGAGGCCGUUCUCGCAUGUGGCCGAAACUCUAGGGCGUCGCAAGCCAGCCAUUCUCAGGGUAUGGGGUACUCUCACGGCCAGCAAACCCGCGCAUGGAGACGGCGUGGCGGACGGCAUGCCGGAGUACGUUGUGCACAUUCAGAGCCAUGACGACUCAGAGAACAUCGACCUAUGCCAGCCUCGCUGGUAUGAGUCUCGACAGACCAUCGAGUACCCUUCGGUGACCUUCGCCGAGGCAAGGCAACACGAUAGUUAUCUGCUCAACCGGCUAUCGAUCUAUAAUGACUGGAGGCCUAUAGUUCGUGUUGUCCGGUACCCUGUGGAACCUGAGCCGGGAAUUACGAGCCUGGUACCCGUCUGCUUUUGUCUCUUCGACAAGACGCACAUGCCCGGUGUGCUUCGAGACGAAACUGACGCCAUCAUAGAAGGGGUAGACCUACACAAUGGAAAAGUGAGCGACGCCGCGAUGGUCGCGGGCCUCAAUCGCUAUAUCGCUUGCCUCAAGGGGGAGGGACCGGAAGAAACUCCGUCUCCCAACCAGACAUUGCCAGCUAGUGCGGGAGGUCAGCCAGCAGGACAAACGGGUGACUGCCAUGCUGCUCCCAUUCCGAGGGGUCGCCUCAGGCGGCAGCUUCGACGACAUGGGUGCAUCGGGCCGCAGACGCCGAUGAAAGGAGAGAGCCAAAUUGUCCCUGUGCCCGAGCAAGGCGGGAACCUGGUCAUCCCUGUCCGGCCCAUACCUGCUGUCGCCAGUGCUGUCGUGCGCGGUCGGAGGAGGCGGCAGUACAAGAGACACGGCCUCGACCUCCGCCAGGUCGAAGCUUCUCCAAGGAUUCCCAUCCGUCCUCAUGCCAAGGCCGCCGUUGACGCGGAGAAGGAUGUCGCCGUCGCUACCGGUGCAAAGCUGAGCCCUGACAUGCUUCCCUCCCUUCCGGGUGGAACAAGGCUUGGCCCGGAGGCUUUCUCUGCCCUGAUAGAUAAGCAGCCCGUCAUUUGGCUCGAGACGCCCAAUCCCAAAGAGUUUGACUCAGAACUCCUCGUCCUCCCCAUUCACUAUGACAACGGCGACAGGCGGAGGCUCGGGUACCUUGUGCUUCCCAAGGAGAGCAUUCUCGUCUGGGUAGACGAGUCGUGGGUGAACUACAUUUCAUCCAACGGAACGGACUUCUGGGUGGAGAGGCUUUUUGUUUUGGACAGUUCGAGCACCUCCGGCUCUCGGCAAUUGGUACAGUAUUGGUAUAAGUUCCUCCCGGAGGUUGUUGACGAAUUCAUCGACGGGCUUCAGCCCUCCGCCUUGGCCAGGGACGGGGUUGGCGAUGUCGAGCUGGCUUUGCGGACAUCGCUCCAAACACCACCACUGGUGUUUCCUGAUUUGGAGCUGGGAGCUCUCGCCAGUGUGAGGAUGACGUUGGCCAUCUGCUUGCUACUGGAGGAGUGUCACUGACGCCAGG